AAUGACCGUGAGUAUACAAACGAUGUUAUAGACUUACUACCAAAUCUUUCAUGCCGUGUUGAUACAGAGAUGUUCAUUAUUGAAGAUUAUUUGGAUUCAUUUUGCCAAAGAAACUAGCAUUUCCCAUCCCUGACCGAUUAAUAUGAUUUAUGAAAUCAAAUAAUAAUGGUAUCAUUUUUAGUGUGC
Molecule: messenger RNA, 186 nt
Organism: Paramecium primaurelia
Lineage: Eukaryota; Ciliophora; Oligohymenophorea; Peniculida; Parameciidae
Source: the annotation of a GenBank genome assembly